Molecule: messenger RNA, 1833 nt
Organism: Penicillium waksmanii
Lineage: Eukaryota; Fungi; Ascomycota; Eurotiomycetes; Eurotiales; Aspergillaceae
Exons: 3
Coding region: 1-1833 (610 amino acids)
Source: RefSeq, a predicted model, not a curated record
AUGUCGUCGCAGCAUCUUGACGAGAUGGCUCCAUGGGGCAACUUGGAGUAUCGUGCACCGAAGCCUCCAAGGUUUGAGCUGGUUCAAAACAUCGAGAUUUUCUUUGAAGAGAAAUUAUAUACCCAAGCACUGAAUCUCCUCUUCAAUACCCUUGCUUCUGGCAGCUAUGCCUCGCCCGAGUGCAUUAUCCCUCUACCUCCGCAUCUCGCUAUAGCGGUCACUUUUCUCGUACAUCCAUCUACGACUACCCGAGCCUCUUCGGACGAGGAAAAAGAGGUCGCGCAUAUCGCUCUCCGACUCCUGCGACUUCUCGGUACUCUCCGAAACUCGAUAUUGCAUUUGCUUUUACACAUGAUCAGGCCUUGCGUUCGGGGGGGCAAAUUUCGCGCGCCAGGAGACGACAACGAAAGCCACGGACAUGAUGAUAACAAGCCGCUGAACAUCAAGCUCGGCAAAGAAGGUUCUCUAUGGUCUCGUGCGGAGGAUUUUUGGCAUGCCGUUGGCUGGACUUUUAACUGCUCCGUACUCCAUCAUGAAAGAUGGGAACGAUGGCAGAUUUGGCUGGAGUUCAUGUGUGAUGUACUCCAAGACGACUGGAAUGAACGAGAGCGCAUAUUCAGGGAAAGGAAAGCCGACGAAGGUGAUGGAAACACACAGCAGCGCGUUCCAAUCAAAAGAGGGACCGUAGACCAAUACCAAGAUCAUUCCUUGACGAUUCUUAAAGAGAGUUUGAUCUUUCGAUACAUCUCGGCUGGCAGUGGGACUGGCAAGUACCGCAGGGUCGUCAGGGCUAUCUUUGCAGAUGGUGGCACGAAUUCGCUCAAUGAAUUCCGCCAAGUUUUCCCCAAGGAACUCAAGCUGGCCAAGUCAGAUCGACAGGCCGAGAAGGCUAAAAAGAGGGAGCGCGACGUUAAUAUCGACAAGGAUGAGUACGGCGAUUAUCUAGCUCAGGAUGAGUCAGAUGAUGAGGCCACUACUGGCCUCGAACCGAGCAAGUCAAGUUCACAGUCAACGUCUCCUUCGGGCGCAGGCUCUAGACGGUCAAAGCGUACAAGGCGAGGUACGAGAAAUACGAAGGAUCCACUUGAUAACGAGCUCAUCGAUGAGAUUACUGGCCCGGAUCAAACCUUAACGCAACAUGAUGUUGGUCUUUCCCCCCUAGGUGGUCUAGAUUCUCUUGAUCUGCGCAAAAGACUUCUUGGCCUUUUGUCGAGAGUAUGUGAGCUGCUUCCGAAGGACUUCCUGGCAAUUGACGUUCUCGAUCACUACAUCAUUGAGAAUAUCCGCCAUCUGCCUUUACCGAUUUUCCAGGCCUUCAUCAGUCCAUAUGUUCUACCUGGUCUCCCUGAUAGAUCGCAGAGAGAUUCGUCGUCCGAUGAAGAACAAAAUCCAGGCGAAGAUGGAAGAAAUAUCCGCGGAGAAAGGUCGGAUGCAGAGCAAACUGUUUUGUGCGAACUUCUCCUGUUUAGUAUGCUUGAGAGUGCCGCGCCGAAAUCCGACCAACCUUAUCUAGAUCAGGAUAAGUUGGAGGAAUGCUUUCUUCCCUUCGCGGCCGCGAAUGCCAGUGUUGUCGACAAUGUCAAGGUGUCCAUUAUUCUCGAAGCGCUCAUGUUGCUCCUGGCUGGAAACGGGCUAUUGCGUUUCCGGCCCUCCUUAGAGAAUGCCGUCCAGAUUGGGUUGGGUAGGCGGGUCGAAAGAGCUGCGAUGGAGGCACGACGGAGCCAGGCAAAGAAAGAUCAGGAACCUCUUGAGACGUCCUGGUUGAUUGAGAGUGGUGAUAGAUUGCUUUUCCUCAUGGAAGUUUUGCAGUCGCAAGCGCAGUCGAUCACCUGA